Messenger RNA from Monosiga brevicollis MX1, 1563 nucleotides. RefSeq lists its product as uncharacterized. Gene Ontology annotation, cellular component: endoplasmic reticulum. Gene Ontology annotation, molecular function: protein disulfide isomerase activity. Gene Ontology annotation, biological process: response to endoplasmic reticulum stress; protein folding. The transcript has 4 exons. NCBI's taxonomy places the organism in Eukaryota, Choanoflagellata, Craspedida, Salpingoecidae. The record is from RefSeq and is a predicted model, not a curated record. The coding region runs from base 1 to 1509 and encodes 502 amino acids.
AUGAUGCGAAGCCUUGUAUUGCUCGCGGCUCUGGCCGUGGCCGCUUUUGCCGCCGACUGGAAGACGGAUGAUAACGUGAUUAUCGGCACCGACGAUAAUCUGGCCAAGGUCUUGGAAGCCCAUGAGUUUGCCCUCGUCGAGUUUUAUGCCCCCUGGUGCGGUCACUGCAAGUCGCUGGCCCCUGAAUACGCCAAGGCGGCCGGCCAGCUCAAGGCCACCGAUGCUAGUGCCGUCCUCGUUAAGGUUGAUGCUACCACUGAGAACAAGUUGGCUGAGCAGCACGAAAUCCAGGGUUACCCUACCCUGAAGUGGUUUGUCAACGGCAAGGCCUCGGACUACACUGGUGGUCGCUCGGCUGCCGACAUUGUUGCCUGGAUCAACAAGAAGUCUGGCCCCCCCGCCAUCCCCGUCACCACCGAAGCUGCCCUCGCCGCUGUGACGGAGAGCAACGAUGUUGUUGUCCUCGGCGUUUUCGCCUCGGAGACUGAUUCCAAGGCUGAGGCCUUUAUUGCCGCCGCCAAGGAUUCGGAGCUCACCUAUGCCAUCUCUACCAACAAGGCCAUCGCCGACAAGUUUGACCUGGCCGUUCCCGGCGUGAUUAUCCUCAAGGACUUUGAUCAAGGAAACACCAAGUUUGAGGGUGAUAUCGAGACCGAGGCCAUUGCGGCCUUUGCCGUGGCCGAGUCCCUCCCUCUAGUGAUUGAGUUCAGCGAUGAGACCGCCUCCAAGAUUUUUGGCGGUGACGUCAAGAGCCAUCUGCUCAUGUUUGUUGACACUUCUGACGAAGAGUUCCCCAGCCUGAAGAAGUCGCUCGAGACUGCCGCCCAAAAGUACAAGGGCAAGCUUCUUUUCAUCUACAUUGAUGGCAACAAGGGUGACAACGGCCGCAUCUUCGACUACUUUGGCGUGGAUCAGACCCAGGACGUCCCUGCUAUCCGCGUCAUCAACUUGGAAGCUGACAUGGCCAAGUACAAGUACGAGAGUGACCUCAUUGAUGAUGCCGGUCUCCUCGAGUUUUGCGAGAAGUAUGUGACUGGCACCCUCAAGCGCCAUUUGAUGUCCGAGCCCACCCCUGAAGAUUGGGAUGCUGAGCCCGUCAAGGUUCUCACUGGCGAGAACUUUGAGGCUGUCGCCCGCGCCGACCAGGACGCCUUUGUCCUCUUCCAUGCCCCCUGGUGCGGUCACUGCAAGUCUCUGGCCCCGAUCUGGGACAAGCUCGGCGAGAAGUUUGAGGAUCAGUCCAUCGUCAUCGGCAAGAUUGACGCCACUGCCAACGAGGUCGAGGACAUUGCCAUUGAAUCCUUCCCCACCCUGAUCUACUUUUCCAAGGGCAAGGAGGCCGAGCGCUAUGAGGGUGGUCGCGAUCUCGAUGCCCUCGUGACCUUUGUCAACGCCAAGGCCGGCGUCUCGGUUGAGGUCACCGACGCCGACAAGACCCAGGUCGAUGAUGAGGCUGAGGAGUACGACGCCUACGAAGACGACAACCUUGAAGGACACGACGAACUCUAAACCCGCUGUCUUUGUCGUUUGUCAUCGCCGUCCCUGAAUCGAUGCUUGCGUCUU